Messenger RNA from Melampsora larici-populina 98AG31, 3534 nucleotides. RefSeq lists its product as uncharacterized. The transcript has 8 exons. Gene Ontology annotation, biological process: phospholipid biosynthetic process. Gene Ontology annotation, molecular function: calcium ion binding; phosphatidylserine decarboxylase activity. The record is from RefSeq and is a predicted model, not a curated record. The coding region runs from base 20 to 3295 and encodes 1091 amino acids. Lineage: Eukaryota; Fungi; Basidiomycota; Pucciniomycetes; Pucciniales; Melampsoraceae.
CUUCAACUCUUCAGAAAGAAUGUCAUCAUCAUCAUCAUCAUCACCAGAUAACAACAACAACAACAACACUCAAUCAAUCACACCAUCUCAACCUAUCCGAUCAAAUUCAACCUUCCUAACACCUCCUUCACCAACAACCACCACCACCAACCUAGUCACCAAACUCAAAAACCAUGUACCCAAACGAUUAUCACUAAGUACUUCAUCUAGAUCCAAAUCAUCUUCAUCUUCUUCUACUCAUUCAAUCAGUCCAAUCCAAUCUAAACAUCUUUCGACAAUCAACAACAACACUGUCAAUCAUCCGAUUCCUGCCAUCUUGAAAAUCAGAAUCGAAGCUGGUCAAGAUUUAUUAGCAAAAGAUCGAAAUGGUAAAUCAGAUCCGUUUUGUAAAUUAUCUUUAAUCAAUCCAUCAAAUCAAAAUCAAGUAAAUCCUAUCAUCUUACAAGAACAAUCAAAAUUAGUUUCAGACAUUAGAUACAAUACUUUAAAUCCAAUUUGGUAUCAAUCUGAUCUAUCUCUCGAUAUCGGUUCAGCUUCUAUAGAAUGUAUUAUCUUUCCUAGAUCGAUUUUAAACAAUUUAGUCAAAGUGAUCGUAUUAGAUAAAGAUAGAUUAAAGAAUGAUUAUUUAGGUGAAUUAGAAAUUAAUUUGUUAGAUUGGAUCGAUUCGAUCGGAAUCAAUUCAACUUCAACCUCCACUUUUUCGAAUCUAAGUUUCAAUUCUUUGUCAAAUCCACCCAGAUGGUAUUCCUUGGUCAGUUCCAAAUCUCGUACUAAAGUCACAGGUCAAUUACUUGUCAAGAUUGGAUUUCUAUCUGGAUUAGAUUUUCAAACUGCUACAAGUUCUUUACCUACUACUGUCUUAAGUUCUUUACCAUUUUCAUCUUCACCCAUCUUGGAAACUUCAAAUCUUGAAAAGACCUUUGCACCUAAACCCAACCUAUCCUCCUCAUCCGAACCUCCUCAUCCAAGUAAAUCGGUCAGAUUAACCGAACCUACCAGUCCUACUAUCAUUAAGAAACCUAAUCGAAAGUUUCAUCAGAGAUUGAGAAAACAAAAAUCAGAACAUAGUUUUAAAGAUGGACAUCUUACCAAAGAUGAUGUGAUGGGGAUUUGUUUCAUCGAACUGGAUAAAGCGAUCGGAUUACCUUAUUGGAAAUCAGUCACUAGGAUCGGAUUUGAUAUGGAUCCAUUUGUGAUUAUUAGUUUUGGUGAAAAGAUUUUUCGUACUAAAGUGAUCAGACAUUCACUCGAACCGGUUUGGGAUGAAAGAUUAUUUUUUCAUGUGAAACGAGAAGAAUUGAAUUAUACGAUUCUGUUUAGUUUAUUUGAUUGGGAUAAGAUGUCAUCAAAUGAUUAUAUUGGAGAAGUGAAAUUACCGAUGAUCGAGUUGAUUGAAGCUAAUCAAAAGAAGAUGAACAUCGAUUCGAAAACUGGAUUGUAUCAAGUAGAUGAAAAUGGAAAGUUGUGGGGAGAUUCGAUGAUCAAUUAUGAGUUCUUGAUCGAGAGUCCGAGUCCGAGUACGAGUCCUUUGAAUUCGAAUUCGAAGAGUAGUAAUUCAUCAGAUCUUAGUAAUCCUAGUCCUCCUGCUUCCGCUACUGUUUCAUCAACCACAACUCCAAGUAAAUUGUUUAUCAAAGCUAAAUAUGUUCCUUAUAGUGCAUUACGACAAGUGUUUUGGAGAAAGUAUUUGGAAUCGUUUGAUACGGAUGAAUCGGGUACGAUUUCGAAGAUCGAAUUAGUCUCGAUGUUAGAUUCGUUGGGAUCUACGUUGAGUUCAGAAACGAUUGAAAGUUUUUUUCGUAGGUUUGAAGAUGGGAAACCCAAGGGAUUAAGUGAAGUUGAGAUCGAAUCGAAAGUGUUGAGUUUUGAUCAAGUGAUUUGUUGUUUAGAAGAUGAAUUGAUUAAGAAACCAGAAGAGAAAAGGAAAGUUAAGAAACGAAAGGUGUAUGAUGAAGAAAGGGAUUUAGGAAUGAAGAGUGAUGGUGGGGAAACAGAAGAAGAAGAAGAAGGGGAUUUACCUUGUGAGGUGGAUAAAGGAAUAGAAGACAUCGAAGUUGAAGACCCAUCACCCAAAGAAGUAGAGGAAGAAGAAGAGGAAGAAGAGGAAGAGGAAGGAAAAGUGGAAAAAGUGAUCAAUAUUUCAAGAUGUCCGAUCUGUCAUAAAGAACGAAUCAAUUCAAGAAUGGAGAUUGAUAUAGUGACACAUUUAGCAGUUUGUGCAUCAACGGAUUGGUCAAGUUUAAGACAUAUCUUAUCACCUGGAAACUUUGUCACAUCAAAUCAAGCUAAUCGAAAAUGGUUUACAAAAGUGAUUGGAAAAGUACAGAAUGGAAAGUAUUCAUUAGGAGCGAAUUCGGCCAAUAUAAUUGUGAAAGAUCGAAUCACUGGUAGAUUAGUAGAAGAAAAGAUGCAAGUGAUUGUGAGAGUUGGGAUCCGAUUGAUGUAUAGAAGUUCAGGAUCGAAAUCAAGAAUGGAAAAAGAAAAGGUGAAGAAAAUGUUAAAGUCUUUAACGAUUAAACAAGGAAUGAAGUAUAAUUCGAUUGAAUCUCGAAAAGAGAUUUUAGGGUUUAUUGAGUUUCAUGAAUUAAAGUUGGAUGAGAUUUUAAGACCGAUUGAAAGUUUUGAAACGUUUAAUGAGUUUUUUUAUCGAGAAUUGAAACCGGGGUGUCGAAAGAUUGAAGGAGGAAAGAAUGAAGAAGUUUUAGUGAGUUGUGCUGAUUGUAGAAUGAUGGUGUUUGAAAACCUUGGAAUAAGUAAAUCGAUUUGGAUUAAAGGAAAAAGUUUUAGUUUGAAAAAAGUGUUGGGUGAAUCGAUUGAAUUGUCAAGUAAUGAGACAGAAGAAGAAGAAGAGAAAUGGACGAUUGGGAUCUUUAGAUUGGCCCCUCAGGAUUAUCAUCGGUUUCAUUCACCUUUGGAUGGGGUUGUGGAACAGAUCGAAAAGAUUGAUGGACAGUAUUAUACAGUGAACCCAAUGGCCAUUCGGUCAACAAUAGAUGUGUAUGGAGAAAAUGUGAGAGUGAUCAUUAGGUUCCAAUCCAAAGGCUUUGGUAAAGUUUAUUGUGUAUUAGUUGGAGCCAUGAUGGUAGGAAGUAUUGAGGUGGGAGUGAAAGUUGGAGACGUAUUGAAAAAAGGUGAUCAUUUGGGCUAUUUCGCUUUUGGUGGGUCUACUAUUUUAGUGAUUGGGGAAAGUGAAAUGAUUGAAUGGGAUGAAGAUCUUUUAAUGAAUUCAAAAGCACCAAUUGAAACUUUAGUUAGGGUUGGAAACCAAGUAGGAAUUAAAAAGAAGAAGAAAUAAUGAGGUUUUUGUGGAGGUUUUUUUUCGUUUGAGAAUGUGGUUUUAGAAAUCGGGAUGUGGUUUUGAUUUUUUCAUUGAAUGAGGUGUCUUUCAGUUUAUGAGCAAGGUUUUUCUCUUUAUUAUUAUCAUAGUGUAGUUUUUUUUGGUUUAUUUAUGGUUUAGAUUUAGAUUUAGAUUUAGAUUUAGAUUUGUAGUUUGAAUGGUUUUUUUUUAUUUUUGGACUCUGAUAUAAGUUUAGU